Messenger RNA from Pezoporus flaviventris, 2541 nucleotides. RefSeq names its product chordin like 2 (gene CHRDL2). Lineage: Eukaryota; Metazoa; Chordata; Aves; Psittaciformes; Psittacidae. The transcript has 11 exons. The record is from RefSeq and is a predicted model, not a curated record. The coding region runs from base 178 to 1539 and encodes 453 amino acids. Gene Ontology annotation, molecular function: protein binding.
CAGGCACCCGACACCGGGGCAGAGACCGCGGCACCGCCGGGUACCGACAGCAGGAGCGAAGCCUCCCGGCACCGAGACCGAGCCAUCACCGGGCACCGCACCGGGACCAGCACCGGGACAUCGGGCAGAGGCACCCGCGGGCACCGGGACCGAAGCCGCCGGGCGCCGAUCGCCGCGAUGCUUCCCGGGGCAGGACCCCUCGCCUUCCUCCUCCGGUGCCUGCUGCUCCUCCUCGGCUCCGAGAGCCGCGCCCGGGCUCGGCCGGACGUGUUCUGUGACUUCAAUGGCAAGAAGUACAGCCCGGGGGAGAGCUGGCACCCCUACCUGGAGCCGCAGGGGCUGAUGUACUGCAUCCGCUGCAGCUGCUCCGAGAAUGCCAACAUCAGGUGCUACCGGAUCCAGUGCCCGGCUCUGCAAUGUGCCAGCUCCGUCACGGACCCUCAGCAGUGCUGCCCGCGGUGCCUUGGUAGGUGGACAUCCCAUGGGGAGAGGGUGACAAGGUGGCCAUGGUCCUGCAAUCUCCGGGCACCACAUUCCCCUUCUGGCCUGCGGGCACCCCUCAGGUCCUGCCAGUACAACGGGACAAGCUACCAGCAAGGGGAGAUGUUCACCACCAGCGAGCUCUUCCCCAGCCGCCAGCCGAACCAGUGUGUGCAGUGCAGCUGCUCCGAAGGCCAGAUCUACUGUGGCUUGGUGACCUGCCCGGAGCUCCUGUGUUCCUCUCCCCUCACCGUGCCGGAUUCCUGCUGCCAGGUCUGCAAAGAUGGCUCACAGGAGAAGUCCACGGAAGAGGAGCCCCUGCAGUUAAACAGAGGUGUUAGGCACUCACAAGACCAGUGCCUGGGGGAGGCCAUGGGCAGGAAGCCUCCCGGAGCCACUGUGGCCGCUGCCCUCAGCUCUUCCCUGGAGUUCGUGCCCAGGAGCUUCAAACCCAAGGGAGGAGGUGGCACCACCGUGAAGAUCGUCUUGAAAGAGAAGCACAAGAAAGCCUGUGUGUACAACGGGAAGACCUAUUCCCAUGGGGAAGUGUGGCAUCCCGUCUUCCGGCUCUACGGCCUCCUGCCCUGCAUCCUUUGCACUUGCAGGGAUGGUGUCCAGGACUGCCAGAAGAUCACCUGCCCCAAGGAGUAUCCGUGUGAGCAUCCAGAGAAAGUAGAUGGGAAAUGCUGUAAAAUAUGUCCAGAAACCAAGGUCAAACCCACUGCUGAAGCAGCCACCACGCGCUGCGCCAAGAACCCCAACCGCGUCCUGGUGUACGUGUUUGUGCCACCGAGCUCCGGGUCCUCCAAGGAGAUCCUCAGGACGAUGGCAGUGGAGAAGGAGCCUGCAGAAGAGGUGGAAAUCUACAACUGGAAGCUGAUUAAAGGAAUCUUUCAUCUGAUCCAGACCAAGAAGAUCAGCAAACAGGAAUUCAAGCAGGAAGCACACAACUUCAGACUCAUCACCAGGACGAACGAAGGUCACUGGAACAUCUUCCGAGCCCAGACAUCAGAGCUGCAGAUGACAGAGAGCCCAGAGAAAGACACAAAGAGCUUGUAACGAGAGCAAACUCUACCCUAGCUAUCGAUUUAUGUACACACCCCAUACACACAUACACCUAUAUAGGAAGUACAAAGCCUCAUUACUCAAUAGACUGGCACAGCAGUAAAGGAUGCACUAGUGUAAACUACAGAACCUCCAGCCAUGGAGCCAAACUGAACCACAUGGGAUCCCAGCCGUGGAGGUGCCUCUCUCCAACGGGAGAGCACAAGAGGUUGGCCAUCACCUCCUGCGACAAAGAGGUUGGAAGUGCAGAGGGAAGAGGAGGAAGGGACAAGGGAGAUGUGAGACCUGGAGCGGCACGGAGAGGUGGGAUACAUCCCUGACACCCGGCGUUCUGAAGAGCAUCAGGAGUUAGCAGCAGCCGUGACCACGCUUCUUUCCAACCACCAACAUGAAGAUGACCUGCAAGGAAAGAAAAACCAUCCUUAUCCUUUUCCUCGGAGCCCCUGUGACCUGCAAAGGGUUUCCUUGGAUAGACAACCCCAUAAGGGUACUCCUGGAGGAAUCCUGGGUCUUCUCUGCUCCCGCCGGAAGGAUUCUUUUCCCUUCUUUGCAGGUCACUUGAAGAUGGAGUUUUUGGGAGGACCCACCUGCUGAUGGGGUCUGAGACCCCGAGCGCUGCACUAAGGUCGCUACCAAGCGUGUUAUUAUGCUAUAUAUCUAUCUAUAUCCUACAUAAUAUCUACUGGGCUGUAUUCACAGGAGGGGCAUCUCCCAAAGGGCGAACAGGACCAUUUCUGCAGCGUGGGGAGGAGGGGGUGCAGCAGCAUCGCCCUCCCCCUGUCUGGAACCAGCUUUGGGGGAUUUUCAGGUUGUUUUGGUACAUGUAUUUAUCUCUGGUUUUAUUCUGUUUUGAUAAAUCUAUUUAUUUGGAGAUCCAGAGCUGUCUGAUAAAUCUGAUUAAAGCGUCUUGAUGAUUCAGCCUCCUGUGCUGGCUCUCCUUUCUCCAUAGGGUCUGUGUCACGAGAGGGGUGAGAUCCCCAUCCUGGUGGGGUUGGA